AAUGUUAAUUGCGUUAAAAAAAACAACAACAACUAUAAAACCUCGAAAUCUCGUGAGUUUACUGUUAGCUAAACCUUCCUGUAGCAUCUUCCUUUGUGCCCAGAAGAAGCUGCUGUAUGUGCUUUUGCUGCUUACAUUUCCAGUGUUUAUCCAUGAGUUUGGCAGCAGAAUAAAUGCUAAUGUAUUCAAAUAAGUCAACAGUUAAGAUGGAGGAAAACCAGUUUACUUCACUGACGGUUCCCUCGGAUUAUUUUCAGCAGUGGUACCAGUCCAGCCAGCAGUACCCUGAGGUACAGCAUGUGGCCCCGUAUCCCAGCAUGGAUCGUUACACAGAAGGUCCCAUGGAUGAGCCUGUCAUGGCCGAGCUAUCUGUCCACCGGGAUCCAGUUCUUUAUCAGGAACCUUUUUACCAGCUGGGACCUUUUUACCCUCCAGCCCCAAGUCAGUACCAGGAGCAGGUCUCUCAGCAGAACAUCAGGGAGCAGCAGCAGCAGCAGCAGCAGCAGCAGCCAGAUCUUGUAGUCCUGCACCGUCCACAGCAUCAACACACAGCACAGCAGCAGGAGCCGCCUAUUCAGCACCAGCCUGCAGGUCCACCUAAAGAUGUGACACCAGUGAAGAAGAAGAGAGGCCGACCUCCUAAACAGCAGACGGAGGAUGGUGAGACGCAUGAAGAGGAGGACGAGGUUGAGGCUGCCAAAAAAGCCAAGAGGGCUCUCAACCGUUUCAACGGCAUGUCGGUGGCUGACGUUAUGGCCAAAACACUGCCAGACGUUAUUACCUACAAUCUUGACAUUUUGAUAAUUGGAAUUAAUCCGGGACUAUUGUCAGCUUACAAAGGACAUCAUUACCCAAACCCAGGGAACCAUUUCUGGAAAUGUCUUUUUCUGUCAGGUCUAACUGACCAGCAGCUCAACUACAUGCACGACCAGAGCCUGCCUGAGAAAUACAGCAUCGGCUUCACCAACAUGGUAGAAAGGACCACACCUGGCAGCAAGGACCUCUCCAGUAAAGAGAUCCGUGAAGGAGGCCGACAGUUACUUGAGAAGCUACAGAAAUACAAGCCACUAAUAGCAGCGUUUAAUGGAAAAGGUAUUUAUGAAAUCUUCUGCAAAGAAACCUUUGGUGUGAAGGCCAAGAACCUCGAGUUUGGCCUACAGCCGUACAAAAUCCCAGAAACUGAAACAGUGUGCUACUUGAUGCCAUCAUCAAGCCCCCGCUGCGCCCAGUUUCCUCGUGCACAAGAUAAGGUACAUUUCUACAUCAAGCUGAAGGAAUUGAGAGACCAGAUGAAAGGCCUGGCACCCGGCCAUGAGGUGGUAGAGACGCAGUACUCUUUUGACCUGCAGCUAGCUAAAGAGGAUGCCAAGAGGAUUGCAAUCAAAGAAGAGCAGCUGGAUCCAGAGUAUGAAAGCUGUAGUGGAGUGCAUGAAGCAACAAGGCACAGCACCAGCUCCUCAAACUAGAAGAGACUCAGGCGAGGAGAACAACAAGCCUGUCUACUGGAGCACUCAGGGUCGUGGGGGGUGCUGGAGUCUAUCCCAGCUGUCACAGGGAGAAAGGCGGGGUACACCCGGACAGGUCGCCAGUGUAUCGCAGGGCUAACACAGAGACAGACAACCAUUCACAUUCAUAUUCCCACCUACGGCCAAAUUAGAAUUGCCCAUUAACCUAACCCAUGCAUGUCACUGGACUGGGAAAGGAAGCUGGAGUACCUAGAGAGAACUCAUACAAGCAUGGGGAGAAUAUGCAGACCCCACACAUAAAGGCUCCACCCAGGUGAUGGAUUCGAACCUUUAUGCUAUGAGGCGACAGUGCUAACCACCGCACGACCGUGCUGCCUUAGCUUACACGUCACGUAUCUUUAUUUUGGUAUCUUGCAGCAGUUAACAUUAUAGGCCAGUCAGCCUAUAAUGGUGUGUAACACCUUGGGACAUUUGCCCAACAGAUACCAAAUACCUGCUGAACCAGCAGCAUCACCGAGGAUGAGAAGCAACACCAUGAGCGAAGAAGACCUCUGUUCCCAAAGCAUCACAGUGUCACGCACAAAAGUGAAAAAAGCACCCAGAGCACUCAGACAUGUGCAUGUUUUUGGUGUUUUGUUUUUUUUCAAUCACUAUUUAUUGCAUUUUGUAUGAAACAUGUUUCCAGUGAUUUAUUUUGUAUUUUAAUAGAAUUUCUUUUUGAUUUAUUGGCUGUAUAC
Molecule: messenger RNA, 2203 nt
Organism: Archocentrus centrarchus (flier cichlid)
Lineage: Eukaryota; Metazoa; Chordata; Actinopteri; Cichliformes; Cichlidae
Product: G/T mismatch-specific thymine DNA glycosylase-like
Exons: 10
Coding region: 174-1466 (430 amino acids)
Biological process (GO): base-excision repair, AP site formation
Cellular component (GO): nucleus
Molecular function (GO): uracil DNA N-glycosylase activity; pyrimidine-specific mismatch base pair DNA N-glycosylase activity
Source: RefSeq, a predicted model, not a curated record